AUGCAUAAUCUGACGAAGUCGGUGGUCAGAAACUUGCCGAUUUGCGUAAGUACCUCACAACGUCACUCCUUUCAGUUCAUCAUCCUGAUAUUCUUCGUGGUCUACACAAUCUACGUAGAGUUUGUCUGUAUUCCGCUUUUCAAAGGGGAAGGCCUUCGAAGUAGCCUGAGGUACACGAGAGAGGCGCUUUGGAACCUUGUCUGCUGUAGGUUUUGUCCAUUUGCUGGCACUGCUACUGCUUUGGUCAUUUGUUAUGACCUGUGUCACGCCACCGGGAUUCAUUACAGAUAUCGUCAGAUGUGCCCAGCUUAUUUACCAAGUAUCGUUCCGGCCCGUUCUACUUUGUGGAAGACUGACACACAUUCAGACGAGUGGAAGGUGAAUCCGAACAGCGUGUACGAAUGCAACGAACGUAAAAAAAACGUGCUACAAGCCGGACAGAGCUCACUACUGCAGUGCUGCGAGCAGCCAGUUACAAGGCUUCCAUUGCCACUGAUAGCUAUUCCGAUUACCAAUGCUGAUACAGGCCUCUCGGCAGGAAUGUGCUUAAGAUGGACCACUAUUGUAUCUAACGGGAUCGGCUUUUACAACUACAAGUACUUCUUCUUGACGCUGUUAUACGCCGACUUAAUUAAUCUGUUUAUGUUUUCAAGGAUCUAUAAGGCCUUUUUCACAAGCUACUACGACCCGAAUUCGAGAUUUAAUCACCUUUUUUACCUGUCGCUGAUAGGGACUCUCGUUGUAAUAAUUUCACUGUAUUUUACCCUAGUCAAUCAUGAUUCUGUAGGAUAA
Theileria orientalis strain Shintoku is the source of this 792-nucleotide messenger RNA. RefSeq names its product DHHC-containing protein 20. The record is from RefSeq and is a predicted model, not a curated record. NCBI's taxonomy places the organism in Eukaryota, Apicomplexa, Aconoidasida, Piroplasmida, Theileriidae.